UACAGCAAAGUGAGUUGAAAAAAUAAAGUGAAACGUGUACAAAACCAGUGCAAAAAAGAACUAUAAGAGUAAUGAAAAAAUGCCAAAAUCAUGUAUAGCCCGGACAGGACGCUGACCCAUAUCGCGUAGAAGUGCAAACAUUUACGUUGCGCGUGAGUGUGUGCGUGUGUGAGACUGUCAGGUGGAGAUGAGGCGGGGGGCGUCUGUGCCCCCGCGCCUCUUAUCAGGAGAUAAGGCGCCGUGGCCCCCAAGCUGCACCGUCUCGACAAACGUGGUCGACUCAUCAGCGUGACCAGGUCGCUUGGCUUAAAGCGGCCGCCGCCCGCCAUGUUGCAUACACUGAACGCACUCGCCGGCAAAAUAUCCCCGGGCGGCGGCCUAGACACAAAUGCGAAUCGACACACGCAGCCGAACAAGAACCACAAGACAUCGCCAUCGUCGCCCUACAGCAAACCCAAUGGGAUGAACAUGAACAUCAACAACAACAACACCAGCAUAAACAACAACAACAAUGACGAGAAGCCGGAGAUGCCCGACCCUGACUACAUCAAGAUGUUCGUCGGUCAAGUGCCCCGUAGCAUGGACGAAAACGACCUCCGGCUGAUGUUCGAAGAGUUUGGUAGGGUGCACCAGAUCAACGUGCUACGGGACAAGAUCACUGGGGCCAGCAAAGGCUGCUGUUUUGUGACGUUUUUCACCCGCAAAGCGGCGUUGAAAGCCCAAGACGCUUUGCAUAAUAUCAAAACAUUGACUGGGAUGCACCACCCUAUUCAGAUGAAGCCGGCUGACAGUGAAAACAGAAACGAACGCAAGCUAUUCGUUGGCAUGUUAAACAAGAAAUUAUCUGAGAACGACGUGAGAGCGCUGUUCGCGGGGCACGGCGCCAUCGAAGAGUGCACCGUGCUGCGAGACGCUCAGGGCCAAAGCAAGGGCUGCGCCUUCGUCACCUUCGUUUCCAAGCAGGCUGCUAUUGCUGCUAUUAAGGCGUUACACCACAGUCAGACAAUGGAGGGCUGUUCAGCACCGCUGGUCGUGAAAUUUGCUGAUACACAAAAGGAGAAGGAACAAAAGAAGCUCCAAGCGAUGCAGGCGAGCCUGUGGGGGCUAACAGCGCCGAUAGCGCCGGCGACGUACCUCGCGUCGGAGGCUGCGCUCUCGCCGGCGACGCAGCUGCAACUGCUGCAGCAACUGCAGGCGGUCGGCUUGCAGCAGCAACUGUUGCAAGGACAGGGCUCCACACUCUUACAAGGUGUUAACUAUCAGGAUAUCGGUUUCAAUGGUGCAGGCCUGAGCGGGAGCACCGGCGUGGGGUCUUUAGGUGGGGGGGCAGCGGACCAGCUCGGGGGCCUAUUAGCCCCCGUGUCGGUACAGAACCUGGCCGCGCUGGCGGCCAUGACGCAGCCCCCGGUCGUGACGCAGGCGGCGCAGAUACAGCCCGCCGCCGCGCCGCAACCCGCUGCGCCACCAUUGUGUCUUCUCGGGAAGACUAACAUCACAGGGUCCACAGCUGAGCCCUUGGGCUCGGCGUACGCGGCGCAGUUCGGCACGGCUUUCGCCGCGGCCCCUCUGGGCUCUGUGCUAGGUUCCGCAGCUGCCGCGGCCGCCGGAAAGCAGGUUGAAGGUACGGGUAAUCUUUAUUUUGCUGGUCCGGAGGGCGGCAACCUGUUCAUCUACCACCUGCCUCAGGAGUUCACGGACACGGACCUCGCGUCCACGUUCCUGCCGUUCGGCCACGUGAUAUCGGCCAAAGUGUUCAUAGACAAACAGACGAACCUGUCAAAGUGCUUCGGUUUUGUCUCGUACGACAACGCCGCCUCCGCGCAGGCCGCCAUCCAAGCCAUGAACGGGUUCCAAAUAGGUACAAAGAGACUCAAAGUUCAAUUGAAACGUUCUAAAGAACUAUCGAGACCGUAUUAAAUAUUCCAGAACUGGUUCCUAGUGAAUUUACAAAAAAAAAGAGUAAAAACAAACUUUGCAAAGAGGUUGUAAGAUUCCGAACGUUUGUUGUGAUGUAUCCGGUGCACUUGUACUGACGUAGUUUGGUAAGGUACGUUCGUAACGGUCGAGUCCACGUGCACAGUUGUUAACUAAAUAAGAAUAAGGUUAAGGUUUGUGUCAAAGGAUUUAUCGUUUCCAAAGUAUUCCCCAAAUUGUUUAUUAUUAUAAUUAUUUUUUUCUUAACAUUUAAGUUUUAGUCACAUUAAGCAUAAGUUGAAGGGUCGAUACAUUUUGUAGACGCCAAAGAGCUGGUAAUUGUUUAAUAAUAUAUAUCUUCAGCAAAGUGACCGGCGAGGUAAUUGUUUAUCAAUAUACAAAGAUGUACGUUUCAUCAUCCAAAGUGUCUCUUGGUACUAAAGUGCCGAGUAACGAUAAGUAUUUGCUUAUACACCGUUAAGUUCGUUAGAACAAUUAUAAUUAUUAUUAUUUAUUACAGUUAUUUUUUUCUUUUAUUUUUAUGUUACCAACUUGAUAGUUAAUUGUAAACUAAUAUAAUUAAUGUGGCCAUUGUCAGUUUUGCAGUCAACCUUUUUCGUUUAAAAUUUUAAGUGUUUAGAUUAACUAUAUGAUCUCAAAGUGAUCAGUGUAUUUAUUGUUUACAAAUACUUGUCUUGUUGUCAAAUAGUGUACUUAACAUGCGUGGGCCUGUCGGGACAUGGUUCGCGGCUCGCCCGAGUAAAACCUUCAUCCAAAGAUAUUUCAUACAUUUUACAGUCUGAACUAAAAGAGGUUGUCUUUGAAACUUUACAAUAACUUGUUGCAAUGGACCUCCGUGACAUUGCGUGAAUUGUUCCACGCAUAGUAACGAUGUCCAUUAUAAGAAUUUUUCAAACCAUCGCAUCGUAAAAUAUUUGAAAUAUCUGUUCGUAAUAAACUUAACUUACUAUUGUGCUUGUUUUGUGUAAUAAAUGUAAACUCUUACCACAGUCAAAUAACAUUUUUUUUUACAAUUUAAACACAUCGAACACUGGCCCUUUAGUCAAAAAUUUUUGUUAGUAUAAGUAUUUAAUUAUAGAAAUAUUUUCGUAUGUAAGUUUUGGUAUAUCAUUCAUCUUCUUAAAAUAUGUUUCUAUUUAAAAUACUGUUCGUCACUAUUUAACUAAUAGUCACUGGCACAUUUUGAUUGUUUCAUAAUUUUGUAAUAUUUAUGGUUUAUAUUUGUAACGGAAAAAUACCGCGUCUGCUCAAUUCCGAAUCGAUAUCAAGUUAAGAUUAUAAGUGCGAUAACUAACUACCCUACUUUCAGCAACCAUUAUAAUUAUCUAUCUGAAUAAAACUAUCUGAUAAUCCGAUUUUGAAAGUAAUAUUGCUAUGUAUCAAAUUAAGAAGAGAACUUCAGAAAGGAACAUGAAACGACAUUACUUAACCUUGAAAUAGCAAUCGGGCUAGAAUGUUGGAAAUGUGGUUUCAGGUUUCAGUUGAUAAGAACCUGCUUUUAAACACAUUUAUAUAAAAAGGUGGAUCUAGUUUGUUAUCUGUCUCAAAAUACGCAUAUUAGGCCGUGUGAUCGCUGGCCCGUGAAUUACACCUACCCACAUGUCUAAGUACCAACUUACGAGUCUAUAGGUAAAUAGCCAGGAAAAGAACCAAGAGAUUGGUUUGACCUUUAAAAAAAUAUUAACGGUAUUUUUCCGUGACACUAACCAUCAAUAUAUAAAACUUACCUUCUAAUUAGCUAUUAAAUUAAGUAUUAAUUACAUUUAUUUCUUGAAUAUGACCACUUUUAUAAUUACGAAAACGCUCAAUAGGUGAAAAAAUAAGUAAACUUUUAUUUACCACUGGGGGAAAACUAGUUUAUUUAAUUUUUUCGUUUACGAAAAAUGUUUAAGUUUACAAUAUAACAAUUAUUUAUAAUUAUUUUUGUUAAUAACUUGUGCCAAUACGUUUGUUUCAAAAAAGCUACGACCAAUCUUAAGUCUAAAGAAUGUGGAUUUUUUUAGAUGUAAUUAGUGAUGUACAAAGUCAGUCUUGCAUCAAGACGAAGUUAGCAAGACGAGAGACAAGGCGGAAAUAUAUUAUCUAUUUAUUUGUAGAUACAGACGAGACUACUUUUAUAUAGUUUUUUCGUAUUUAGAUGUCCUUGCUUUGCGCAUCACUAAUCAUGAUUUAUCUUCUAAAAGAACUGAUGUAGAGAGAGCAUCAUUAUUAUAAUAACUUAAUUAAAUUUAGUUGAGUAUUAUUACUAUAUUUAAAAAAAGUUUAUCAAGAUGGGUCUAUAUUUAGUUUUAAUUUUAGUCAACGUUUUUGAUGUCUAAUGAAAGACAAAAUCUAGACUGAAUAAGUUUCCUUUUUAGGUGUUACAGCGAUACAAUUUUUGUCUUGUGAUUCCUUUUAGUAAGUUCAUUAGUCGACACUGUAAACAUCUUUUUUCAUCGUCUUGCAAUUAUUAUUUUCUUGUUGUUAAGGUAAAUAAAUUAUUAUAAAGGCAUGUACGUAUUGUUAAAAAAUGGAACAUUGGGAAUAUUGAAAAUAGUGUAAGUGGAGCUGAUAUCCUGGACACGACCACUCGUAUAGCCUCUUACAGGUGCGUGAAUGUUACUGCGGGAUCUGUCGCACCGGCAGUGCCGGCGAUCUGUCUGAACCAGUCUGUAACGACUGCCAGAGGAUAUCGAGAGGAUCGCUCGCACCUCGCUCGGUGUGGGCGGCCUCGCAGUAACAUACAGGAACCUCCAACACGUGUGAUCUAGAUAGACGUCAAAAUAUUGUGAAUAGAAUUUUUUACCUACAAUUUUCUAGGUGUUUGACGGGGAACCUUAUUGUUGCUAUUGCCUAAGUUUUCACCACCAAAUGAUUGGAAGAGCGUAUAGAGAAAACUUGAGGCAUUUUCAUUUGAGAGAAAGGUAUUUUCGGGUGACCGCUCGGUUGCCAAAAGCUUGCUUCUAUCGACGAAUUCGAACCAAUUCGUGGCGAUCGAACAAUAAUCGAUAUAAAAUCAUUUAUUUGUAACUUUUGAGAUGCAUUCUUUUGAAAUGACAUUAGCGUACAGUUGGUUCGAAUGUCGGUAUAUCUUGUCGAUGAGUUAGUAUGUCGUCAGGAGCCUGCAUUGUUACCGAUGAAAUGCCAUAAGCUUAAUUUUCAAGCUCAAUGUUUUUCCUAAGCAUUUUAUAUCAAUGUCGCCUUGGAUGCUUAUAAAUAUUGUUUACCUAUUAAACUUAGUAUGUAAAACCAGAAAAUGUAAAAAAAUAAUAUUUUUAUGACUUUUUUGCUGAGACGAUCUUUUAGCAAAUAUCCUCCAUAAAAAAAAAACAGUCAUUUUAUUGACACAAGGUUUUCUUGAAAACUGAGGAUUGAAAUACCCGAUGCGUCUCUAUUACAUGCAUUAUAUAUGCCCAGAUUCUUAAUUGAGCUUUGGACUAUUAUUUUUGAUGAUUAGAUAAUUAAAUUACACCAAUUAAUUUACGAGUUGGCCGACUUUUGAAGACUACCUAAGUACACCUAUGACUGUACAACAAUUGACUUGACUUUUCUUUUCUUUGGAUUGGACAUAUUUAUUAAUUUUCUUUAUUUUUAAAACAGCUGAAUAAAACAGACUUGACUGAUAACAUCCUGAGUCUUAUACAACGGAUUAGAUCAAUGACAAUCAUAACGACGUUUUACAUUAAAAAAUACAGAAUCUGGGUGUGCUAUGCAAUUUUUUUUUAUUAUUUAUUAUUAUUUUUCAAAAGGCAAAGUAUAGCUUGAUAGGAUUUAUCGAGUCACGGUAUGUAAACAAGCAUAUCUAAAAUGAAGCAAGAAAAUAAAAAUUAUUUUUACAUUCUCGAGGCACCACACUAGAUAUACAAUUGGUAUGAAAAAUUAUAAAAGAACUGUUUUAUACAAACACCCGUUUUGUUGAUAUGAAUGUAAAUAAAUGUCAAGUUAAAAAAAAA
Molecule: messenger RNA, 5867 nt
Organism: Trichoplusia ni (cabbage looper)
Lineage: Eukaryota; Metazoa; Arthropoda; Insecta; Lepidoptera; Noctuidae
Product: CUGBP Elav-like family member 1
Exons: 11
Coding region: 328-1917 (529 amino acids)
Biological process (GO): mRNA splice site recognition; regulation of alternative mRNA splicing, via spliceosome
Cellular component (GO): cytoplasm; nucleus; ribonucleoprotein complex
Molecular function (GO): mRNA 3'-UTR binding
Source: RefSeq, a predicted model, not a curated record